This is a messenger RNA of Lottia gigantea (owl limpet), 444 nucleotides long. RefSeq lists its product as hypothetical. The record is from RefSeq and is a predicted model, not a curated record. NCBI's taxonomy places the organism in Eukaryota, Metazoa, Mollusca, Gastropoda, Lottiidae. The annotation marks the transcript as partial. The transcript is spliced from 2 exons.
AUAUGUUUCAACUGCUUUCGAUCUUUUUGUUUCGGGUACCGACUUUCUUAUUGCAUAUAUACUUAUUGUUGGGCCUCCUUUAUCACCUUUUGCUUGGUCUCCAUUAUCACCUUUUGCUUGGUCUCCUUUAUCACCUUUUGCUUGGUCUCCUUUAUCACCUUUUGCUUGGUCUCCAUUAUCACCUUUUGCUUGGUCUCCAUUAUCACCUUUUGCUUGGUCUCCUUUAUCACCUUUUGCUUGGUCUCCUUUAUCACCUUUUGCUUGGUCUCCAUUAUCACCUUUUGUAUUGUCUCCAUUAUCACCUUUUGUAUUGCCUCCAUUAUCACCUUUUGUAUUGUCUCCAUUAUCCCCUUUUGGACCAAUAACAACCGUACCUUAACAAAAACAUUUUGUGGAAUAUCAAACAAAAAUAUGCGUUUUAUGGCUGAUUUUCGAAAUUUAUGA